AUGGAAGGUUUUAUGAAGUCCGUUGUGGAGCGCUGCAUUUGGCUGUUGAAAAGCAGAUACCGGUGUCUGGAAAGGCACCGGGUUCUCUAUUAUCAUCCUACAACAGCCACCAUCAAUAUAUCGGCGUGUGCAGCGCUCCACAAUAUCUGCCUUUCAUCGAAGGAGCCAGAACCGGAGCCAGACUCUUACCCUGACGAGCCAGGGUUGGAGUCUGGGCCGAGCUCGGACGGUUCAGAGUCAAGCUCGGAGGGGUCAACGGCGGAUGACGAGAGGCCGGCUCCUGCCCACCCUCAAGUCAGCCUCUCGGACAGGGGGAGGGCUCUGAGGCAGCGCCUUGUUGCCCAAUUCCAAACCUGCCACAGCCGUGCCGCCCGGGAGCCCCAUGCAAGCCACAGUGGCAGUCCCGCCCACCAGGGACACCACCAGCGCCAAGGAGUCUGUCGCCACAACGGAGGUCCCGCCCAUCAGGGACACUGUCGGCGACAGGGAACCCUUCAUCGUCCUCGCCGCGGUGGCACUCCCGCACACCAGGGACACCACCGGCGACAGCGAACCUUUCGUCGUCCUCACCUCGACUGA
Ixodes scapularis (black-legged tick) is the source of this 579-nucleotide messenger RNA. RefSeq lists its product as uncharacterized. Bases 1 to 579 code for a protein of 192 amino acids. The transcript has 2 exons. Lineage: Eukaryota; Metazoa; Arthropoda; Arachnida; Ixodida; Ixodidae. The record is from RefSeq and is a predicted model, not a curated record.